AUUAAAACGCAUACAUCCAUAAUUCCUGUCUUAAUACAUUUCUCACAGUAAACUCACACUAUUUUAUCGUCUCUCUAAACCAAAAUCAAAACUCCAACUUCCAAAAUGGCAAUUGAGAUCUGCGUCAAAGCUGCUGUUGGUGCCCCUGAUGUUCUUGGAGACUGUCCAUUUUGUCAAAGGGUUCUUUUGACACUUGAAGAGAAAAAAGUUUCCUACAAAACCCAUCUCAUUAGCUUUGACAACAAACCUGAAUGGUUUCUUGAAGUGAACCCAGAUGGGAAAGUUCCAUUGAUAAAGUUUGAUGAUGAGAAAUGGGUUUCUGAUUCUGAUGUUAUUGUUGGUAUUCUUGAAGAGAAGUUUCCUGAGCCUUCUCUUUCAACUCCACCUGAAUUUGCCUCUGUGGGGUCAAAGAUUUUCCCAAAGUUUGUGGCAUUUUUAAAGAGCAAGGAUGCAAAUGAUGGUUCUGAGCAAGCUUUGCUUGAUGAGCUGAAGGCAUUGGAUGAACAUCUCAAGAAGAAUGGGCCUUAUGUUAAUGGAGAAAAGAUCUCGGCGGUUGAUUUGAGUUUGGGACCAAAGCUGUACCAUCUUGAAGUAGCUCUUGGCCAUUUUAAGAAAUGGACUGUUCCUGAAAGUUUGGCAGAUGUGCAUAACUACACAAAGUUGCUCUUUGCUCGAGAAUCAUUUGCUAAAACCAAAGCUCCUAAAGAAGAAUAUGUUAUUGCUGGAUGGGCCCCAAAGGUUAAUGCAUGAAGCUAUCCGAAGCUAUAAUUUUAGUAAACUCAUAUUCUGUACUUAUCAUUAUGAGUAUGUGAUCAAGAUUUCUGUUAUGCCCUGCACCAGAAGUUUUUGAGAUAUUUCGAAACUUGUGACUGGUUGCUACUAUAUAUGUCAGUUAUUAUGAUGGUAA
Erigeron canadensis is the source of this 907-nucleotide messenger RNA. RefSeq names its product glutathione S-transferase DHAR2-like. The record is from RefSeq and is a predicted model, not a curated record. The transcript has 6 exons. Gene Ontology annotation, molecular function: glutathione dehydrogenase (ascorbate) activity. NCBI's taxonomy places the organism in Eukaryota, Viridiplantae, Streptophyta, Magnoliopsida, Asterales, Asteraceae. Gene Ontology annotation, biological process: ascorbate glutathione cycle; cellular oxidant detoxification; protein glutathionylation. The coding region runs from base 106 to 750 and encodes 214 amino acids.